Heteronotia binoei (common prickly gecko) is the source of this 1680-nucleotide messenger RNA. Its product is annotated as zinc finger protein 420-like. Bases 1 to 1680 code for a protein of 559 amino acids. NCBI's taxonomy places the organism in Eukaryota, Metazoa, Chordata, Lepidosauria, Squamata, Gekkonidae. The transcript has a single exon. Gene Ontology annotation, molecular function: DNA-binding transcription factor activity; RNA polymerase II cis-regulatory region sequence-specific DNA binding. Gene Ontology annotation, biological process: regulation of transcription by RNA polymerase II. The record is from RefSeq and is a predicted model, not a curated record.
AUGUGCCCAGAGAGUGGAAAGAGAUUAAGUAAGAGUGGCAGUCUUCAAUAUCAUCAGAGACCCCACACAGGGGGAAAACCUUUUGAAUGCUCAGAGUGUGGAAAGAGAUUCAGCCGGAGUGGCAGUCUUCAAAGUCAUCAGAGAACCCAUACAGGGGAAAAACCUUUUGAGUGCUCAGAGUGUAGAAAGAGAUUCAGUCAGAGUAGCACUCUUCAAAAUCAUCAAAGAAUCCAUACAGGGGAAAAACCUUCUGAGUGCUCAGAGUGUGGAAAGAGAUUCAGUUGGAGUGGCUAUCUUCAAAGUCAUCAGAGAAUCCACACAGGCGGGAAACCUUUUGAAUGCUCAGAGUGCGGAAAGAGAUUCAGUCAGAGUAAAACUUUUCAACAUCAUCAGAGAACCCACACAGGGGAGAAACCUUUUGAAUGCUCAGAGUGUGGAAAGAAAUUCAGUCGGAAUGGCAGUCUUCAACGUCAUCAGAGAACCCACACAGGGGAGAAACCUUUUGAAUGCUCAGAGUGUGGAAAGAGAUUCAGUCGGAGUAGCAGUCUUCAAAAUCAUCAGAUUAUUCACACAGGGGAGAAACCUUUUGAAUGCUCAGAGUGUGGAAAGAGAUUCAGUUGGAGUAGCAGUCUUCAAAGUCAUCAGAUUACCCACACAGGGGAGAAACCUUUUGAAUGCUCAGAGUGUGGAAAGAGAUUCAGUCGGAGUGGCCCUCUUCAAAAUCAUCAGAGAAUCCACACAGGGGAGAAACCUUUUGAAUGCCCAGAGUGCGGAAAGAGAUUUCGUCGGAGUGGCCAUCUUCAACAUCAUCAGAGAAUCCACACAGGCCAAAAACCUUAUGAAUGCUCAGAGUGUGGAAAGAGAUUCAGUCGGAGUGGCUAUCUUCAAAGUCAUCAGAGAAUCCACACAGGCGGGAAACCUUUUGAAUGCUCAGAGUGCGGAAAGAGAUUCAGUCAGAGUAAAACUUUUCAACAUCAUCAGAGAACCCACACAGGGGAGAAACCUUUUGAAUGCUCAGAGUGUGGAAAGAAAUUCAGUCGGAAUGGCAGUCUUCAACGUCAUCAGAGAACCCACACAGGGGAGAAACCUUUUGAAUGCUCAGAGUGUGGAAAGAGAUUCAGUCGGAGUAGCAGUCUUCAAAAUCAUCAGAUUACUCACACAGGGGAGAAACCUUUUGAAUGCUCAGAGUGUGGAAAGAGAUUCAGUUGGAGUAGCAGUCUUCAAAGUCAUCAGAUUACCCACACAGGGGAGAAACCUUUUGAAUGCUCAGAGUGUGGAAAGAGAUUCAGUCGGAGUGGCCCUCUUCAAAAUCAUCAGAGAAUCCACACAGGGGAGAAACCUUUUGAAUGCCCAGAGUGUGGAAAGAGAUUUCGUCGGAGUGGCCAUCUUCAACAUCAUCAGAGAAUCCACACAGGCCAAAAACCUUAUGAAUGCUCAGAGUGUGGAAAGAAAUUCAUUCAGAGUACCAAUCUUCAACGUCAUCAGAGAAUCCACACAGGCGGGAAACCUUUUGAAUGCUCAGAGUGUGGAAAGAGAUUCAGUCAGAGUAGCACUCUUCAACUUCAUCAGAGAAUCCACACAGGGGAAAAACCUUUUGAGUGCUCAGAGUGUGGAAAGAGAUUCAGUCAGAGGAGGAAUCUUCAACAGCAUCAGAGAACACACAGAGGGGAGAAUCUUUAG